Messenger RNA from Neurospora crassa OR74A, 2491 nucleotides. RefSeq lists its product as hypothetical. Bases 461 to 2341 code for a protein of 626 amino acids. Lineage: Eukaryota; Fungi; Ascomycota; Sordariomycetes; Sordariales; Sordariaceae. Gene Ontology annotation, biological process: small GTPase-mediated signal transduction. Gene Ontology annotation, molecular function: GTPase activator activity; small GTPase binding. The transcript is spliced from 2 exons. The record is from RefSeq and is a predicted model, not a curated record.
GCACGAUAUGUCACGAUAGUCGACGAUACUCGAGGUCAAUUAUUGCGGCCCUCGCUGGCGCACAUCAUCCAUCACCCCCGCUUGUACAAAUCAACCAACCCUCCCUGGCGAGACAUGCUCCUUCGUGUCAGCCCUUGAUCUGCACAAAGAACAAACAAAAAAGCCACCGGAGCGCCCAACAGCAAGCCACGCGGGCCACAUUACCAGGGGCGUCACCAGGGUUGUCAUCAAGGAAGAGGUGACUUUUUAUAUCUUGUACGCCAACCGUGCGGCACUUGAGAUCCCUUGCUCCCUUUCGGGCUGCAACCAGCAUCCGGACAAAUCUACCCUGGACGGACAAAAAGACUGAAGAAGCCAAGUCACCCCCUCGAGAGGACAAGACCGAGAAAAACCUACGCCACAUCUUUGACACCUCGACUAGACAUGAAAUCAUCCUAGGCAUCGGAAAACAGACAGGAUCAUGUCCCAAGCAGCAAUGUGGACCGACGAUGUCGAUGCAGACCCAGACUCGGACCUCUCCUCGAGCGAGUGUAACGUCGACUACAAGAACGACAGGGACCAAAUUCACCAGGACCAUCACUACCCACAACAGUCGCAGUCACGGACGUUUCUUGCUGCACCCCGCCCCGCGAAUCUCGUACUGUCGAGAUCAGCCUCCAUAGGCCAUGCCCAUACAACUGACAGCCAUGCCAUCUCCCUACCGAGUCCCAGCUUCUCACACCGACUCUCCCGGAUCCCAUAUCGUCAUCACGAUGUGCCUGAACUGUUAACGAGUCGAGACGACAUGAGCGUCACCGCCAGUCCCUCAACACCCGCACCCAUCACGCCUACUUGUAACGGGUUCCAGUUCGACGACAUUUUCCACCCCCUAUCGACCCCUUACCGUUCUCGCCUCGGUUCAACCACGUCCAGCUGCGGACAGAGGACACCUAGUUUGCGCCCGGUAUCGAACAUGUCGAAUUUCUUUCCCGACGUCGAUGCCGUCUCCAUUACACAUGGUCCAAAUCUAGGGACAGCCGAUACGGUAUCCAGCUCAUCUAGCUUCGAGACCCCAGAAGUCCGACCCAGUCGCGCGCACAUGCGGUCGAUAUCCAUUGGCAGGCCAAUGUUGGUGAUGGAUGGGUCGCCCGGGAAGCAGUCGUUGUCGUCAACCACCAGUGGGCCGUUGAAGGAGAAAAGUCGAAAUAUCAAGAACACAUCGCGUCGGAUGGGUGGGUUACUUGCACGCAUCUGGCCUGGAUCGUCGAGCGAGAGGAGAAAUGCGCCAGCAGACCACAAGCGGUCUUUAACGCCACACAAGAUAGAACGACCACAGCUCGACAAUGUAUCAUUACCAAGCGCCGAACCAUUUGGGCCAUCAUCGUUGUCGUCGUCAGCCAGCAGAUCGGGAAACAGAAUGGCGCCAGCGUCGCAGUCGCUUAGUGUCCAGACGCGGGGAAGCUCAGCAGGGAAAGACGGCGACGGCAGCGCGUUUGGCGUCGACUUGAAAGAAAGUAUCCGAAUUGCACCGUCCAAGAUUCGAAUAUCCCACCGAGGGAAGAGCACGUCCCACCGAUUAUUUCCUUUGUCAGUGUACAAAUGCUGCGAAUUUAUCCGCAACUCGGGAUGCACCGACCCAUCCCUUUUUGCCUCCACCGGCAACUCGCACAAUGUUGCCUACCUUAAAUACGUGUUUAACACGGGCCCGUCGUACGGCGACGACUUUGACUUUGACUCCUUAGGCCCCGAAGGCGACCCCUACACGCCCUACGAUGCGGCCCGUCUGAUCCUCAUUUAUCUUCGGGAAUUACCCAAACCGUUAGUCUCGCAAUCUGUGCUUCGAAGCUGGAUCAUGCUCGCCAGGCAAGAAGGGGCCAUAGAACCAGCAGCUCCCAAGCUAGAAGACAUGGGCUUCGACUUUUGGACAGAAGCCCUCAACCGACUCUCGUUACACAACCGAAACCUCGUCAAACACCUCCUCGAUCUCUUCGCCGACAUGUUGUUACGAAGCCGCGCGACAGCCAACAUGCUCGCCGAAGCACACGGAGACAGGAAAGGAAAAGCCGCCGUUAUGGGACAGCAAUGGCAGGGAGGACACGGGGUGGUACACGAAGUAGACGCUCGCCGGCUCGCUUCCGAGCUGUCAAGCAGUAUGUUUCAUACGGAUAAUAUGAAGCUGGGGAAAAAGGCGGCGGCUCAUCCGACGCUUGCGCUGGCGUUUUUGAUCAAGAAGAGGGGGGAUUAUGCGGCGAGAAUUGGGAAGGCGGCAAUGGCGCCGGGACACUCAAGGAGGGCGUCGGAGCUGUUUUUGCCGAGCACGAGGGAGAUUAUGGAGUGGAAGGGGGGCCAAAGUUAUUCGUGAUGAUGCGGUGCCUCUAUCGUCACUGUUCUACCGCCAUCACCAUGGAACAGGGAGGAGGGGUGCAGGCAUAUAUCCUUGGGACUGGAGCUUGGAAACGCAUGAUUCGACAUCAGCCAUGCCACAGGUGUAGAAGAAGAGGAGAAACAGGUU